AGUGAGGUUGAGACGCAACCUGUUGAGCCAUAUUCGUCCGCUGAAAUGGCCAGCACCAUCGGCGGGUCACCGCCGCCAGAGCCCUGCUAACACGUUACAGAGCGGUGUCGCUGCAGCGGUAGAAAUCACGCCUAUCGAUCCGCCAGCAGCAACUCCUGCACCUCCCGUUGAUGGAACAGCUGCCGGCGGUACGAUGUCACCUGCUGGCUCACCGCCUCCACCUACCGAGCUACAGAAGACAGGUCAUGGAAGGCCGCCAAGGCGAGCGGCAACAUAGCCUCCUGAGUCGUCGAGAGGCACGAAGAAGGCGCGCAAAACACCCAAGAUCUGAUGCUCACAGACCACCCAGAAGGGUGCUAGGUGUAAGAACACAAAGGAUCGUGCUGAAGGGGAGAGAGAGUGGGUCUGUGAAGUUCACAACCGUAAGUGACUGUACUUGUCCGUCAUAUCGAGAAAGGCGGUUUGGUCUUUGCACGCAAUAUUGGUUAUUUUUCAGAUUGAACUUGAAGUCGGUCUAUGAAAGUCGUUAUCGUGAUGGUAUUCGUGAGGCCGUGAGGCCCGUGGUCGUGAUCUUUUUCUUCUUUUGUUGAUCAUAAUCUUAUCGUCGUCGUCGCAAAGGAAACAUAGAAACUUUUCGCAAUCAGGAAAUGGAGACAGCCAGCCCAAGAACUGAACAAGCAAAAUCGCCCACCCCAAAGAGGUGUAGCCCAGUGGAAAGAAGAAAGCCGGUCCAUGGUAAUGAUGAAGUCGCUGAACGCUCGAAUGCGCAAUACCAUCGCUAUGCAGCCGCCGGGAAGAAACAGAUAGCCAACGAGAGUCGUGAGUGGU
Molecule: messenger RNA, 828 nt
Organism: Macroventuria anomochaeta
Lineage: Eukaryota; Fungi; Ascomycota; Dothideomycetes; Pleosporales; Didymellaceae
Exons: 1
Coding region: 171-590 (139 amino acids)
Source: RefSeq, a predicted model, not a curated record